Drechmeria coniospora is the source of this 1164-nucleotide messenger RNA. RefSeq lists its product as uncharacterized. The transcript has a single exon. The coding region runs from base 1 to 1164 and encodes 387 amino acids. Gene Ontology annotation, molecular function: S-methyl-5-thioribose-1-phosphate isomerase activity. The record is from RefSeq and is a predicted model, not a curated record. NCBI's taxonomy places the organism in Eukaryota, Fungi, Ascomycota, Sordariomycetes, Hypocreales, Ophiocordycipitaceae.
AUGUCUCUUCAGGCCGUCAAGUAUUCGCGAGGCCGCCUCGAGGUUCUCGACCAGCUCCGGCUGCCGCACGAGUUUCACUAUGACAGCGUGGCGACGCGGGCCGAAGCCUUCGACAGCAUCGCGAGCAUGCGCGUUCGAGGUGCGCCGGCCAUCGCCAUCGUCGCCAGCCUAGGCCUCGCCGUCGAGCUUCACCACGGACCCGUCCCGGGAACGACGGCAGAGGAGGCCGUCUCUCACAUCGACGAAGCCCUCGACUACCUCAAGACGAGCCGACCGACGGCCGUCGACCUCGGCAACGCCGUCGAACAGCUCAAGGCCCGUGUCCGCCUCUGCGGCGCCGGCGGCUCCAAGCAGGACGUCGUCGACGCCUUCAUCGACGAGGCCGAGGCCAUUCUCGAAAGGGACCUCCGGACGAACCUUGCCAUCGGCGAGUUUGGCACCGCCUGGCUGCGGGCAAAGGCCGGCGCCUCCCCCGAGGCGACGGUCUCGGUCCUGACGCACUGCAACACGGGCUCGCUCGCCACCUCGGGCCACGGCACGGCCCUCGGCAUCGUCCGCACCCUGCAGGCCGGCAAGCUUCUCCGUCACGUCUUCUGCACCGAGACCCGGCCGUACAACCAAGGCAGUCGGCUCACGGCCUUUGAGCUCGUCUACGAGGGCAUCCCGAGCACCCUCAUCACCGACUCCAUGGCCGCCUCGCUGUUCGGCGGCAGAAAGUCCGACGUCAACAUGGCCGCCGUCAUCGUUGGCGCCGACCGCGUCGUGCGCAACGGGGACACGGCCAACAAGAUUGGCACCUACCAGCUCGCCGUCGUUGCCAAGCACCACGGCGUCAAGUUCAUCGUCGCCGCCCCGACGACGAGCAUCGACCUCGAGACGCCGACGGGUGCCGGCAUCAAGAUCGAGGAGCGCCGGGCCGAAGAGUUGACGCAGGUGACGGGCGCCGUCGUCCGACCCGACGGCAGCGUCGACGAGGGCACCAAGGUGACGGUCGCCACGGCGGACCGGCGGAUUGGCGUCUGGAACCCGGCCUUUGACGUUACGCCGGCCGAGCUCAUCGACGCCAUCGUCACGGAAAAGGGCGUGGUGGAACGGGGGCCGGACGGCAGCUUUGACUUUCGCCCCAUCAUGGCCGAGAGGUGGGCGGCCGUCGCGGGACAAUGA